CAUGCCCUUCGCUAUGGUUUGCCUGAGCGUAGUGUACACUCCGCGGCGGUGAAAGUUUUUCGAAACUAUAAUACCGAAUAUUGUUUGCUAUUUUUUUUUAUGCAUACAAUCUGACCAAUGCAAAUAUUGUUUUGAUUCGGUUAAACGUGUUUUUCCAAAAUAUAGUUACCGUGCGAUUUUUUUUAAAGUCGCUCUUUUCCACCGAAGUGUAACAAAAUUUAAAUACACAUUUUUAUUUACAUAGAUAAACCCACUUCGAAUUCGCACACGGCUGUUGUAGGCUAUUAUUUAGUAUUAUUUUGUGUUUGACGUUUUUGUGUGAUUUAAAAAAACGCGUAUUUCGGCUUCGUUCGUUUGUUUCCCUACGUUUGUUUGUGUAUAUCUAAUUAUUCUGCGUCGAGGGAUCAGGGAGUAUCACGUUGGAAUCAUAUAGGGACGUCAAUGAGCUGCUGAAAUGGCCUGCGCGACCACUAUGAAUCCGUAUUUCAUGGAAGUCUGGAAGUGUCGGCUGAGGUUGAAAAAGUUGGCCGAGACCGCUUCGUCCACGUUGACCUGAGGUCGUACUUAGCCUCUGCCGUCAACCGCACCACUUUAUCGUAUAAAAGACAAUGGUGUCGUUCGCUAAGCUGUUAGUGGUCGCGUUUUCUUUGACGGCGGUAUGGUCGACCACCGCUUCGGCUGUGGUAAACUUUAUGCAAACCUGUGAAUCGCCCGUCCGAUGCCGUUGCGAUAGCCGCGAACCCACCGAGGUGUCCUGCAGGAAUUCAGGAUUGAUCGUGGUUCCAGAUGACGUGCCUGCCAAUAUCACUAAACUAGACGUGGCCAGCAAUAACAUCACGGACAUAGACGAAAAAGCGUUUGCUCAGUUGACACUGUUGGAAGAUUUAGUGAUAGGUGACAACCAUAUCAAAUGGAUACACCCCGAAGCGUUCCUAAACAACACCCGCUUAAAAAGGCUAUCGCUCCAGAAAUGUCAACUUGUCCGAGCGCCGUGCGAAACAUUCCAGCAUUGCAGGCAACUGGCGACCCUGCAAUUAGAUCAAAACCAAUUGACUGAAAUCGAUGACCGGUGCUUCGACCAGCUGUCCCAGUUGCGGAAUCUCCGGCUGGAAAACAACAAACUCACAAAAGUUCCUAAACAAGCGUUAAGCCUAGUCCCCACCUUAGAAGCAUUAAACUUGGGAAGUAAUUCUAUUGUAGAUAUAGCAAACGAUUCGUUUUCAUCGUUACCCAACCUGGUCAUAUUGCUACUUAAAAGAAAUCAAAUCAGAUUCGUGGACGAAUCGGCGUUUGAGAGCCUAACGUCGUUGAGAGUUCUUGAACUCGAUGACAAUCAGUUGGAUACGAUCCCGACCGCUAUAGUCAAGUUAACGUCUCUACAGGAACUGUCACUGUCCGGCAACAACAUCAAGUACAUACCCGACGGUGUGCUGCAAAGGUCUCAGGGAUUAGCGUUGCUCGAGCUAAAGGGCAACCCAUUAAUAGGCGUGCACCCGUACGCUUUUGCUUCACUGCCGAAACUAAGAAAACUAGUCCUGUCCGAAGCUCGGGACCUCACGGAAUUCCCAAAUCUCAACGGGACGUCGGCGCUCGAAGUGCUCAGGAUCGACAGAGCCAGUAUUUAUUCCAUACCCGACUCCCUGUGCUUCACGUGCCCGAAACUCAAAAGCCUCGAUAUCAAAUGGAACAGACUAGCCAGGAUACCGAAUCUGAAUAAAUGUAGAGACCUUAGAUUGCUAGACUUGGCCAACAACCACAUCAGUUCGCUGGAGGGGUCGUUGUUCCGAAACCUGACGCAUCUCCACGACUUACUGCUCAGCUACAACUACAUCACUUCGGUACCUCAGGACGCGUUCCAAGGUUUAGUCCAACUGAAAGUCUUAGAUUUGGAAUCGAACAAAAUCGACCGGAUCGACGAAGAGACGUUCUUGUCGUUUAGCCAUCUGGAAGACUUGAACGUGGGCAAAAACGUAUUCGAACACUUGCCCACCAAAGGCCUGGAGAGACUUUUGCACUUGAAAACGUUCAACAACCCAAAUCUUAAGCAGUUUCCGGCGCCCGAAAAGUUCCCGAGAAUCCAAUCGCUGGUGUUGUCUUACGCUUACCAUUGCUGUUCGUUUUUACCCGUAGAUCCGACCGACGACGAGCAAGUCACCGGCGGCAGUCACUCAAGUCUGCACGAGUCGGUCAUUUUUCCGGCCAACGAAAACGACUUCGACAUGUCUCUCUGGAACUCCAGCAUGUCCGACAUAUGGCCCCAACUGCAAAAUUUAAGUAAAAAAUUCGGCACACAAGUCAACGACCUGUGGGACACGUUCGGUACGGACUUCACGUACCCGGGAAACUUACCGUCGUACAUGGAGGAGUACUUCGAAGAACAACAACUGGAAGGUCGGUUGAACGAAGGUGUUUCGUCCAAAAUCAAAUGUCUUCCACUACCGGGACCGUUUUUACCAUGCCAAGAUCUGUUCGAUUGGUGGACGCUUCGAUGCGGGGUGUGGGUGGUGUUCCUGUUGGCCAUGUUGGGCAACGGUACGGUCGUAUUUGUAUUAAUAUUCGCCAGAAGUAAAAUCGACGUACCAAGGUUCCUCGUCUGCAACUUAGCGGCGGCCGACUUCUUUAUGGGACUAUACUUAGGAAUAUUGGCCGUAGUGGACGCCGGUACGUUAGGCGAGUUCAAAGCGUACGCCAUUCCGUGGCAGAUGUCGGUCGGCUGUCAAUUGGCCGGCGUAUUGGCUGUUCUCAGUUCCGAACUGUCCGUGUAUACGUUGGCGGUGAUCACGCUGGAACGCAACUACGCCAUCACGCACGCCAUGCACCUGAACAAGCGGCUUUCGCUGAAGCACGCGUCGUACAUAAUGCUGUGUGGUUGGAUAUUCGCCGGCGUGAUGGCCGCUAUGCCGCUGUUCGGCGUGUCCGAUUAUCGCAAGUACGCCACUUGUCUGCCGUUCGAGACUACGACCAGCACGUGGAGCCUGGUGUACGUGGUGUUCCUGAUGUUCAUUAAUGGCGUAGCGUUCUUCAUACUAAUGGGUUGCUAUCUGAAGAUGUACUGUGCCAUCAGGGGCUCGCAGGCUUGGAACUCGAACGACUCGCGUAUAGCCAAACGAAUGGCGCUGUUAGUGUUUACCGACCUGUUGUGCUGGGCCCCCAUAGCGUUUGUAUCGCUCACCGCCAUAGGCGGAUACAACCUGGUCUCUCUUGAACAGGCCAAAGUGUUCACCGUGUUCGUGCUGCCCUUGAACUCUUGCUGCAACCCGUUUUUGUACGCCAUACUAACGAAACAGUUCAAGAAGGACUGCGUGAUGAUAUGCAAGGCCAUCGAAGAAUCCCGGGUUACCAGGGGCAUCGGCCGGUGCCGGCACAGUUCCAACUUUAGCAACCGGCAGACGCCUGCCAAUACUAACAGUCUUGUGGACAGGUCGUCUCGGGACAACUACCCGCACCCACCGUGUAGCUGCAACGUCAAGCUGCUCGACGACAAGUCAGUGAAGGCCGAACAGACGUUCUACAAUUGGGUGUCGAUCAAGUUCCGGCGGCUUAUGGCGUGCGCGAAUCGGCGACAGGCCGAAUCCGGUCGGCAGUACAUGCGCAGCGACCGGUACGCCUAUCAGAUAGCCGAGAUCCAGCAAAAGCAACACAAGCGCGCCUCGUCCAUGUCGUCCAGCGAAAACUUCAGCUCGUCCCGGUCCGACUCGUGGCGGCAGCAUCAUCAUCACCAUCAUCAUCACCACUGCGGCGGCGUGCCCCUCCGGUUGUUGGACCCCAAACAACGGCGGGCCAGUUCUUGGAUAGUGACCCGGAAAACGUCACAGGACUCGAAUUUGUCAAGUUCGCGAAACGACAGUUCCGGGUCGGCUAACACGGCCAGCACGAGCGUGAGCACCAGAGCUUCGAGGAGCAGCGUGGGCGGUGGUAGCGAACACCAUCACUACGGUCAUCACCAAAACAGCAAGCAAAAGCCGCGGCUCACCAGACAGACGGCCGUGUUGGACGAUCCCAUGUUGGCCGCAGCCGAGUUGCUCGUGGCCGGCGGCGUGGCCCCUCGCGGCAGAAGCUGUUCGCCACCCGGCAAGUUGACCGUUCGGUUUCUGGCCACCAUACCGUCGGCCGCCGAGACCAGCGUGUACAGGGACGACACGGACAUCGAGGACGAUGCACAUCUGCACCAGGACGACGACGAUGGCCACGGCGGCAACACCUGUGAGAACGACGCCGUUCAAACGACACCAGAAAAUAUGUCACCAAUCACCUCAAACAGCGAGCGGAUGGUGUCACCCUCAGGCUCCAAACCCACGUCCCCCUAACGUCCAGACUUGGACAGUUGUUUUCUUUUCGAAUCGAAUGCAAACGUGUGAUACGACUUAAGUGUGAUAAUACAUAGAACAGUGGUUAUUAUACAGAUUAUGCGACUAAGCGAAAUACCAUAACGAUUAAACGAAUUUGUCUUGAGUCUUAUUUGUAUUGACGUUGGCCGAAUACAGUGAGGAACCUUGUAGAAAUGACAUAUUGUGACGACUUCUGCAGGGUUCCUCACUACGUAUUACAAUAGUGCAGUUACUUUGUUACAAAACGCCAAUAGCGUUUUUUCUUAACGUGUUUUUAUCGGCCAAAACGAUGUCACGUAAUACAAUGUUUGUUUUCUUCACCAUUUUGUCAAUUUUGAAACAUCAAACUGUAUGCAAAUCUAUCAGCAAAACAGUGCACGCGUGACACAUUUCGUAUAGUGUAUAGACCGUCUUUACUGUGUAUACUUACAAAUUGAUAUAAUACAUAAUAAUAAUAAAUAAUAUAAUUGAUAUAAUAAUUACUAUAAUAUGUUGUGGAUUAAUAGAUAUAAUUAUUAUUGUUGCAUUGUAACAAUUUCGUGUAGUACUGACAUGUUGUAACAUGUCAAUUUUGUUUCAUACGGACGGUUGAUACAUACAAACUACGUGUAUACCUAUCUAUUGAUUAAUUAAUACCUUCUAUAUAACAUUAUUAUUAUUAUUAUUAUAAACAUAAAUACAUAAUAAUCCUUCUUAUUCUAUUAAAACAAUUUCUCUCUCACAUUUAUAAUAAAGUUUCUGUAAAAAUGUUUUUUUUUUAAAUUUUAUAUUACGUUACAGUCGCGCAAUCGACGGCCCUUUUCGGUUUGGCUUGACCAUUUUUUCACCGAAUAGUCGAUGUUAAUAAUUUAUAUAAAUAUAUAAAAUAAAAUUAUUAUUAUUAUUACUACGAUAUAAUAUAAUGUAUUACAAUAAUUAAUCGAUUAGCAGCUCGAGCCAAGACAAUACUCUAUAUAAUAAAUAGCAAAGUAACUAAAAAGGCUGUGUAUUAGUACAAGAAAUGACGGUAUCAUAAGUAUUAUAUUGAUAUAAUUCAUAAUAAUAUGUAUAAUUAUUUGAAAUAUUUUACAUACGUGUGUAUAUUAUAUUACAGUGAAGAGCAUAGUUUAUAUAAACAUAUAAUAAUUAAUAUAUUAUUAUGAUCGUGUCAUAUAAUAGUUUUUAUUACUUAACGUUAAGUUCGCGUUUAAAUAUUAUUACAUUAUUAAAAUUUAUAUACAAAUAAUAUUUAUACUUAUUAUUAUAUUGUACGUUAUAUUAUAGGUUUAUUAAUUAAUUCUAUACGUACGGAUAUGCCUCGAGAGUAAACACCAAAGCAAUUUUCGGCCAAAACCAAAAAUUUCAUUGUUUGGAAAAGCCAUUGUCGUUAAACUUACUGCCAUAAAAAUUAUCAACCGACCGUGUAAAAUAAUUUUCUGACGGCUAUUAUAAAGUGAUAUUCGUAUUUCUAAUGCUGAAAUAGUUAGCAAUAUAUGGGCCUUUAUGUUAAUUGCUUUGCUGAAACUUACUUUACUACAAAAACCCGCAUGUCCGUAUCUGUUCCUGUUUUUGUGUCGUUUUUAUUUCGUUAGUUAUUAAAUACUAUUAUAAUUUUUGUACAUUUUAUUACUAUAAUAAAAUACUAUAUGUCAUAAUAUUAUAAUAAUGUUACAAUAAACUAUUAUUGGUGAUAUUAAUAAUAAAAUAUGAA
This is a messenger RNA of Adelges cooleyi (spruce gall adelgid), 6018 nucleotides long. RefSeq names its product leucine-rich repeat-containing G-protein coupled receptor 5 (gene rk). Lineage: Eukaryota; Metazoa; Arthropoda; Insecta; Hemiptera; Adelgidae. The transcript has 18 exons. Gene Ontology annotation, molecular function: G protein-coupled receptor activity; protein-hormone receptor activity; protein binding. Bases 609 to 4307 code for a protein of 1232 amino acids. The record is from RefSeq and is a predicted model, not a curated record. Gene Ontology annotation, biological process: G protein-coupled receptor signaling pathway. Gene Ontology annotation, cellular component: membrane.